UCUUCAAUACGCGCCUUUCUUCAUUCUCUCUCUCUCCGUGUACUGUCUUCUACAAUUCAACUACAAAUUCAAAAAAGUUUCAAGCUUUAAACCCUGAACAGCACCAAACUCAACGGCCCUUAACAACAAUCAAGAGAGAAAGAAACCCCACGCUGAAUUUUCGAUCACCACAAACAAAGGCAAGAACACUCACAAUUCAAACUCCAAUCGAAAUCUUUUAGUUCUUCAAAAGAAUGGGUAGCGCUUACAAAGCAGAGGAAGAGUACGACUACUUGUACAAGGUGGUGCUGAUCGGAGACUCAGGCGUUGGGAAGUCGAACCUGUUGUCCAGGUUCACCAAGAACGAGUUCACCUUGGACUCAAAGUCCACCAUUGGCGUCGAGUUCGCCACCCGAACCGUCCAUGUUCACGACAAGAUCGUCAAGGCUCAGAUUUGGGACACUGCUGGCCAAGAAAGAUACCGGGCAAUCACAAGUGCUUAUUACCGAGGAGCUGUAGGUGCAUUGGUUGUGUAUGACAUCAGCAGGCAUGUGACCUUUGAGAAUGUGGAGAGAUGGCUGAAGGAGCUUCGCGACCACACGGACGCCAACCUCGUUGUCAUGCUGGUGGGGAACAAGGCGGAUCUACGGCACCUGCGUGCCGUGCCAACGGAGGAAGCCAAGGAGUUUGCUGAGAGAGAGAAGAUAUACUUCAUGGAAACCUCAGCACUCGAGUCUUUGAAUGUGGACAGUGCCUUCACAGAAGUGCUAACUCAGAUAUACAAUGUUGUGAGUAGGAAGAGCCUUGAGGCUCUGAACGACACUGCAGCAUUGCCAAAGGGACAGACCAUAAAUCUUGGAAGCAAAGAGGAUGUCUCAGCUGUUAAGAAAUCUGGUUGCUGCUCGGCAUAGUUUGUGAGAGAUCAAAGAGAGCAAUUCAUCAUCAUAGACAGUGCGAACUAGUAGUAUACUGAAAUUUUUUUUAGAAUGCAUAUGAAUGUUUGAUACCUUACCAUUUUGUUGUUCACAUUUUUUUCCCACUUAUUUUGGGAAGUUUGGUGUAUUGGCAUAUUCUAUUGAUUGAUAUGAAUGAGUGAUCUUUUUGGUUUU
This is a messenger RNA of Arachis duranensis, 1088 nucleotides long. RefSeq names its product ras-related protein RABA1f. Gene Ontology annotation, molecular function: GTP binding; GTPase activity. Gene Ontology annotation, cellular component: endosome. The record is from RefSeq and is a predicted model, not a curated record. NCBI's taxonomy places the organism in Eukaryota, Viridiplantae, Streptophyta, Magnoliopsida, Fabales, Fabaceae. The coding region runs from base 234 to 890 and encodes 218 amino acids. The transcript has 2 exons.